Corylus avellana is the source of this 774-nucleotide messenger RNA. The record is from RefSeq and is a predicted model, not a curated record. Lineage: Eukaryota; Viridiplantae; Streptophyta; Magnoliopsida; Fagales; Betulaceae.
AUGCACGAGCAGACAUGGAAGUUGACUCAUUCCACAACCAUCCGCGAAUUGAGAGUAUGGGCGGAGACCAACAAUAUUCUGUUGGACGACAAAUGGGUGGCCAAGGUUUCCGAUUUCGGGUUGUCUAAAAUGGGUCUGGAUAACACAGCGAUCAGUACCAUUGUAAAGGGUACGCCUGGGUAUUUGGAUCCGGAUUAUUUUAAGCGUCAAAAACUAACGGAAAAAUCGGACGUGUACUCCUUCGGCGUGGUUUUGUUCGAAGUACUAUGUGCCCGAAAAGCACAGGAUCAAAAACUUGAGGCCGAGCAAUGCCACUUGGCCAAGUGGGCCCAGAAAUGCAUUAAGAAAGGUAACAUCGGCGAAAUUAUUGAUCCGUAUCUUAAGGGUAAGAUAGCUCCCGACUGUUUCAAGGCAUACGUGGAGGUCGCAGAGAGCUGUGUACGUGAUCUGGCGAGCCAACGGCCCACAAUGAAUGAUGUGAUGGAAAAGCUCAAUUUUGCGUUGGCGCUACAGCAGAAUGCGGACGCCACAAAGGAGAAAAUCAGCCCAGGUGGUGAGCAUAGCUACCCAGAAGUGGUAUCAUUCAGUGUUUCCAGUAUGAUUAGUGUUCACAGCGGACACGUGUUGGCAAUGGAUAGUGGGACCGGGUUCACAAAUAGUACUGGAUUGACCUGCCCAACUCUUGAUUCUGCUAUCACUAGUCAAGAUGUCUUGACGGACACCACCAACUCUAAAUCUUAGGGUUUGUUAAGUAAUUUUCCAGAGUGUGGGGCA